AUGGAAAUGAUUUUUUAUGGGAAACAAUUGAAAAAAAAUCGAAAUCUUUAUUAUCAAAAACAAACAGCAAAUAAAAUAUCUAUACAAACAGAUGAAACAAUAUCAAUUGAAUCUCUUUCAAAUAAAUCUAUUCAACAAAUAAUAAUUCAAUAUCACUUCUCAAUACUUCAACCACUUGCUUCAUUUGGUAAUUCUCAUUCUCAAUCAAAUACAAAUCUUUCAAGAUUAAUAUCAUUAUCAUUAUUAGAUAAUAAUAAAAAUGAAAUUUCUAUUCGAACAAAUUUUAAUCAUCCUAUUGAAUUAAUUAUAGUUCGAGAUGUAAAUUUUAUUCUACCAUCAAUGACUUUACAAAAUGUAAUUUCUUUUAAUUUAACUUCUCAUAAUCAAUUAUUUAAUCUUCAUUUUAUUAAUAUAACAUCUAAUUUUUCAAUAUCAAUUCAUAUUGAAAUUUAUCCAUUGAAUACUAAUAUUAGUUAUUUAUGUAUUUAUAAAUUUGAUAGUACACCUCUAUUAAAUAGUUCAAUUAAUCAAAUUGAUAGUUGGACUUUAUUUUGUCCUAUAAGUAAAUUUGUAUCAUUGAUAAUCAAAAAACAAUCAAUCAUUUUUGGUUUACAAGAAUUAAAUUCAACUGAAUUUAUAAAUUAUUGUUCGAAUUCUUCAAUUAAUAGUCCACCUAUUACAAAUGAAAGAUUUAAUUUUACAGCAAAUUAUCAACUUCGAAUUUAUACAUCAGCUUAUUAUUAUCUUGAUUUAAACAAUAAUUGGCAAUCAGAUGGAUUAUUGAAAGGUCUUGAAAAAUUAGGAGUAACACCAUUAUCUGAUAAUCAUCAAUUUGAUCAAUAUUUUUAUCAAAUUAUUGUUUUUACUGGUCAUCGAAAAAAUGCUGGAACAAAAUCAACAGUUUAUUUUAUUCUUUCGGGUAAUGAUGAUGAAACACAAAUUCGAACAUUAGCUGAUCCACAUCGAACAAUUUUACAACGUGGUGGAAUCGAUGCAUUUAUUAUGGCAGUACCAAAAUCAUUAGGAUCUUUAAAUUAUAUUCAUAUUUGGCAUGAUAAUACAGGUUCAAGUACAUCUGCAUCAUGGUUUUGA
Molecule: messenger RNA, 1092 nt
Organism: Rotaria sp. Silwood1
Lineage: Eukaryota; Metazoa; Rotifera; Eurotatoria; Philodinida; Philodinidae
Source: the annotation of a GenBank genome assembly